ACUCUAAAUAAGAACGCUGCAAACAAAUAUCUGAAUCCGUAGAAUGUGACUAUUUAUAAGAAGUUUAAGGUCAGCAGAAAUGGCGUGAAAACCAAAUAAACGAAAAAGUCAGACCAAAGUAAAAGCUGGCAAAAAUGAAAAUAAACAUAAACAGACAAAAAUCGGGGUGCUCUUUUUAUUUGCUUUGCGAGGCCUGCAGAAUGGAGUUUGAAGUGAGCAGAAAAUCAAUAACAAACACAAAUAACAAAAGGAAUGUGAACAGCUUGCUUUAACUUAAAAUGGAACAUUAAAAAUAAAGACUUUGUAAAUACUAAAAAUCACACUGCUAAGCAUGGCUUAAAAGGCAAAAAUGAAAAUGAAUGAUAACAAUGGAAACAAGACGACAGCAGAAGUUGAGCACAGUUAACAAGACAACAGGAAGAGUCGAGUAGGGGUGUUUUUCCCACGAACUCCAAACUCCAGCUGCAGUGGAGUUUUGAAGUGAGCAGAAAAUCAAUAAGCAACUUUCCCACCCCCAACUUGCAACCAAAAAUGUAGAAGCUCCAAAAGCACACCCCCACAAUCGGAAAGCAUAAAGCAUAAGUGAACAAAAGCGUUAGCGAAUCAAUUGUUGGCCCGAAAUAUUGGCCCGCCUGCAGUGACACAAUUCCGGUCGAAAGCCACUCGGCCAUAAAGCAAAAGUGUCAUCCGCCCAGCUCACAGAAUAUAUUUUUGGUUUGGUUUCCGCUCUUGUUUUUCAUUUCAUGUUUGCUUGCUCUGCCCGCCGUUGUUUUUUUUUUCUUCGACUAAGAACAUUUAGCACAGCAAACUAAAAUUAGCCAGCACGCCGUCGACAGCGAUGAGAACUUACAAAAUCUGUCGCCAACUGCAGGCAAAGUUUGCGGCCGCGUAGCAGCAGGAAAUGUCCCACGACUAUCAAUAGCCAAUCCAGAACCGCUCCGAACCGAACCGAAUCGAACCCAGAACCCAGAGACCAGAGACCAGAAGCGCCAGGAAUCCAAUCCACCAGGAAGCCGGCAGCCAAGGGGAGCCGCAGGGGAGAGUCCGCACCAGUUCCUAUGCAGCUAUAUCCGAGUUUAAAUGAAAUUGAGCAAGAGCCUGGCAAACUGUCGCGCCAUCCGGCGCUAUUUGCUCAUAUUCACGGCCGUGUCCCUGCUGCUCCUGCCCCUCUCCCUGGCCUACCUGGUGUGGAACGAGCAGCUGCAGAAGAUCCGAGGAUUCGAGCAGCAAUCGCCGCAGCAGCCGCAGCAGCCGCAGCAGCAACAGCAGCAGCAGGAGCAGCAGCAGCAGCAGCCGCAGCAACAUGGCCAGUUUCCGUAUCCGGUGGUCCGGUAUCCGGUGCUGCUGCUGAACAAGAACAAGAACAAGGACCUGACCGUCGUGGCAACGGGCAAGACCAAGAACAAGUGGCGCUAUGUUGAUAAAGACAGCAACCAGACACUCCUGCCCCUCAUCCCCGAGUAUGCCGUGCAGACACUCACGCCGCAGGAAAUGCUCCAGGUGGAGCAGCGGAUGGACCAGCGCAGGGAGCGGCUGAAGGACAAGUGCUCCGCCUACGGCCUGGAUGUCCUGGGUCACGACGCGUGGCACACGCCGAACACGUGGGAAUUUUUGGUCAACAAAAAGUAUCACAUUAUCUGGUGCAAUGUCUUUAAGGCUGCCUCCUCGUCCUGGAUGUUCAACUUCAACGUCCUGGCUGGCUACUCGCCCAGCUAUCUGCGCAAAACCAAGAAGAUCCUCCUCAACCUGGCCAGGGAGCGCUAUCCCAGGGUGACCCUCGACGAGCUGCGUGAGGCGCAGAACUACUCGGUGACCUUUAUCAUCGCACGCGAUCCCUUCGAGCGGCUGUUGAGUGCCUAUCGGGACAAGAUGGUGUUCGCCCUGCCCUACUCCUUCCACGAUAAGUUGGGUCGCAGCAUUGUGCGCAACUACCGCAAGAAGCCCUCUCUGGCUGCUCGUGCGGCCAACACAAAGUUCCCGUCGUUUCCGGAAUUCGUGCACUGGCUGCUCGACCAGGUGAAGCGCGGCAGCUUCAUCGACAUGCACUUCGUGGCGGCCACCUCGUUCUGCACACCCUGCCUCAUCCGGUUCGACAUGAUACUGAAGUUCGAGUCGCUGGCGGAGGAUCAAUUAUAUCUAAUCGAAAAGACUGGCCUCAAGCGGGUGAUAGCGCCCGUGUGGCGCAACAUGGGCAAGGGCCGCAAGACGCACGAGCUCCAGCAGCAGUUCUACGCGCAGCUGACGCGCCAGGAAAUGCUGGAGCUCUACGAGUAUUACAAAUACGACUUCGAGCUGUUCGACUACGAUAUCCAGGAGUAUCUGCAGGUUGCCCGGCCGGAUGAGGCCGAAAGUCCGGCGGGCACAAAGAAUUAAACUAGCUCUGAAUUCUUAGACUUUGCUAAAAACCAAUGAAUCAAGUUCAACGAACUCACAUAUUAGCCGUCACAGUACGUAAUUGCAAAUGUUGAUAAUACUGAAGAAAACAAUAAUAAACUUAGCUAUAUUUAAACGAA
Molecule: messenger RNA, 2513 nt
Organism: Drosophila simulans
Lineage: Eukaryota; Metazoa; Arthropoda; Insecta; Diptera; Drosophilidae
Product: carbohydrate sulfotransferase 11
Exons: 8
Coding region: 1081-2373 (430 amino acids)
Biological process (GO): carbohydrate biosynthetic process
Cellular component (GO): membrane
Molecular function (GO): sulfotransferase activity
Source: RefSeq, a predicted model, not a curated record